AUGGACAGCCAAGCGUUUGUGAUUCCGCUUGCGGGAGAUCAGAAAAUCUCUUUGGCGACCACCACGCUGCCUGUCACCGAGUGCCGCGGGAGAUCGGGCUGGCCGGCGGCUCCUGUUCUAGGUUCGUUGACGGCAGCCUUGGCGUCGCAGCGGCUGUGGAAUCGGCACUGGCGCCGGCACAGGCGAACAGCGAGGAGCACAGGGAGCGAAGCCUUGCCGGAGUUUAUCGAGACCAAAGGAGUGCCAGUUGUCCUUUACGCGCCCCGGAGGGAAGUUGAAGAGCAGGCUUUGGAGCAAUUGAUCAGCUUGGCUGAGUCCCCUCUUCCAGUGGGACAUGUGGCCGCGAUGCCAGAUGUUCACCUGGGAAAAGGUGUGGCAAUUGGUGCAGUCUUCGCUUCAGAGAAAUAUGUCUGUCCUAAUGCCGUCGGUGUCGACAUUGGCUGUGGAAUGUGUGCUGUUCCCGUCGACGGCCUGUACAAGCAGGAUAUGUCCGAAGAGAAGCUUCGCAAACUGCAAGCCUUGAUCAAAGAGCGCAUCCCAACAUCCUUCGAUUCGCACCCUGUGCAGCUUUCUUGGGCCAAAGGAACCUUGAAGGACAUCAGUCGCGAGCACCACCCGACCGACUAUCUCGCUGAGCGCAUCGAUAAAGAAGACAGGAUUGCCAAGCAGCUGGGAACGUUGGGCGGCGGCAAUCACUUCUUGGAGGUCGUGUACGCCGAGGGCGACGAGCAGGUGUGGUGUAUGCUCCACAGUGGAAGCCGAAAUGUUGGCAACACAACCGCCUCUUUCUACGACUCAAUAGCAGGUGACAGGGGACGCCGUCUUAGAGGUCAGCAUGGCUCGUUGAAUUACCUGGAGAUCGACAGUGCCGAAGGACAAAACUAUCUCAAAGACAUGCAAUGGUGUCAGUCAUACGCCAGAGAGAACCGGAACAGCAUGAUGAAUCUGAUGGUUUCAUCGGUGGAGGAGGUUACUGGAAAACGAGCGGACAUGUCAAGGGCUGUCAACGCCCACCACAACUUCUGCCAGUGCGAGAAAUGCCGCUUCUAUGACCACAAAACUGGCGCCGUCAAGGAGAAGAACCUCUGGGUCACGCGAAAAGGCGCCACCAGUGCUCGUGAGGGCCAGUAUGGCAUCAUCCCAGGCAGCAUGGGAGUGGGCAGCUACAUAGUCAAGGGCCGUGGAGCCAGAGGCUCUUGGCAAAGCUGCUCUCAUGGCGCUGGCAGGACCAUGUCCAGGACGCGGGCGAAGAAGGAGAUCCCACAGGAAGCCUUUGAGGCCUCGAUGAAAGGCAUCAUUUGCGACACCAAUCCGGCUGUGAGAGACGAGGCUCCACAGGCCUACAAAGACUUGGGCAAGGUUCUAAAGAACCAAGCCGAUCUGGUGGAGGUGGAGCAUCGGCUGCUUCCGCUGGUCAACGUCAAGGGAUUCGAGGAGAAGGGCGGCUUCUCCAACGGUGGUCGCAAACGAGGUAAGAGAAAGCAGCGCAAAGCCUCACGGCGCACGUGA
This is a messenger RNA of Symbiodinium sp. CCMP2592, 1509 nucleotides long. Lineage: Eukaryota; Dinophyceae; Suessiales; Symbiodiniaceae. The record is from the annotation of a GenBank genome assembly.